AUGAGUGAAACGAUCAUGAAUGAGGAAAAACUCGCCAAACUGCAGGCACAGGUGCGCAUUGGUGGGAGAGGAACUGCUCGUAGUAAGAAGGUGGUUCACAGAACAGCCAUGUCAGAGGAUAGAAAACUGCAGUUCUCCUUAAAGAAGUUAGAGGCAAACAACAUCUCUGGUAUUGAAGAGGUGAACAUGUUUACAAACCAAGGAACAGUGAUCCAUUUUAAGGACACUGAAGUUCAGGUGUCUCUAGCAGCCACCAUCACCAUUACAGGCAAUGCUGAGACAAAGCCCCGGAUAGAAACGCUCCCCAGCAUCCUAAACCAGCUUGGUGCAGACAGUCUGAUUAGUUUAAGGAGACUGGCUGAGGCUCUGCCCAAACAAUCUACGAAUGGAAAAGCACGGCUUGCUACUGGAGAGGAGGAGGAGGAGGAUGUUCCAGAACUAGUGAAGAAUUUUGAUGAGGCUUCUAAGAAUGAGGCAAACUGA
This is a messenger RNA of Apodemus sylvaticus (European woodmouse), 483 nucleotides long. RefSeq names its product transcription factor BTF3-like. The record is from RefSeq and is a predicted model, not a curated record. Lineage: Eukaryota; Metazoa; Chordata; Mammalia; Rodentia; Muridae. The coding region runs from base 1 to 483 and encodes 160 amino acids. The transcript has a single exon. Gene Ontology annotation, cellular component: nascent polypeptide-associated complex; cytosol.